UUAAGCUGCCCGGGGUCGCAGAGGCAAGUCAGCGGCGGAACCGGAUAUAAACCCAGGGGGCUGACUCCAGGCCCCCCUCUGAGCCACUGGGCUUUACCACAAUACAGGAGUCAUCUGCAUACAAAUGGUGAUUGAUAAGAAGACCCGAAUAAUUUGUUUCCAUCCAAAGUGGGACUUUUUUUGGUGUGUGGGUGUGUGUGGGGGGGGGUGCCCUUAAUAGUUGCGCUGGAAAAACUGGGGGUAAGCCAGAACCGUGUGGGGCAAACUGAGAAGUAUGAUCAGCGUAUUGACUGAUGCCGUGAGCGUGGAUGGAUUUACCCCGGGAAAGAAGGUUGAAGAAAAGACGAAAGGGGCCGAUUAGUGGGUCCUGAGAGAGACCAACAGUUGGGGAAUUGCCCGAGAAAGAGCAACUCAGACAGGAUCGUGGGGGAGGUGAGCCGGGAGACAAGGGUGUCAGGCUCGGGCAGUUUUCCGAAGGGAGUCACCGGGGCGCCCCGGCCCCGAGGAGCUGGGAAUGCGGCUGGGGUGAUAAGGACCACGACCACGAGGUGGCCAUUGACAGGGGCGGCCGGGAAGUCACUGGUGAUUUCCUGACCAGUAUUUCUCCCGUUUGGUGGAGUUGGAAGCCGCAUUAAAGUAAAAGGAGUGAGUGGGAGGUGAGGACCCAGCCACAGGGCAGCGCAAACAACUCCUGUUGAAAGUGGCCUUGAAGGGGAAGCCAAAGAUAGGACUGUCCUGGAGGUGGAGUCAAAGAAGUUUCCUUUCUUUUUUAAAGCAAGAAACUAGAAUGUGUUUAGUGCUUAAAGGAAGGAACCAGCCAAAGGAGAGUGAAGAAAAAGUAGAAUGCCUAAUUAUCCCCUCUCCCGGGGACAUUCUGGAGCAAAGUUCCUGAGGAGGUGGAAGGGCGAGCCACCUGAGCUGAGGAGUUACCUUUACAGCCGAGGAGCAGUCUGAAGACCUGCCGCGUGUAAAGGAAAAAACUAGGCCGCGCACCCUGGGCGUCAUGAUCCACCUGCAGGCCUCCGAAGUGCAGCAGCUGCUCCACAACAAGUUCGUGGUCAUCCUGGGAGACUCCGUCCAGAGGGCCGUGUACAAGGACCUGGUGCUCCUGCUGCAGAAGGACUGCUUGCUCACUACCAACCAGCUCAAGGCCAAGGGGGAGGAGACCUUCGAAAAGGACAAGCUGGUGGAUGGAGGCCAGAUGGGCCCCAUGCACAAUGGCGUCCAGUACCGGGAGGUCCGCCAGUUCUGCGACGACCACCACCUGGUGCGCUUCUACUUCCUCACACGCGUGUACUCCCCCUACCUGGAGGCCAUCCUGCAAGAGCUGCAGUCCAGCGAGCACGGCCUCCCGGAUGUGAUCAUCAUGAACUCCUGCCUCUGGGACCUCUCCAGGUACGGCCCGGACUCCUGGCAGAGCUACCUGAAGAACCUGGAGAGCCUGUUCGGGCUCCUGGGCCAGGUGCUGCCCGAGUCGUGCCUCCUGGUGUGGAACACAGCCAUGCCCGUGGGCAAGCAGAUCACAGCGGGCUUCCUGCAGCACAAGCAGCAGCCCGGGGAUGACUCCCUAAGAGGCCAAGUCAUCGAAGCCAACUUCCACAGCUCUACCGAGGCGAAGAAACACGGCUUCGACGUGCUGGACUUGCACUUCCACUUCCGCCACGCGGAGCAGCACCUGCAGCGCGACGGCGUGCACUGGGACGAGCGCGCGCACCGCCACCUCUCGCAGCUGCUGCUGGCGCACGUGGCCGACGCCUGGGGCGUGGAGCUGCCUCGGCGCGACCGCGUGGCCCGGUGGAUUCGGGGAGGACCCGGCGCGGCAGGUGAGAGGCCGGGGCAGGCCAGCAGAGAUCCGCGGGCCUUGCCGCCUCCCAGGGGCAGCCCCCUCCUCCCGAGCCCCCCUCUGCCCCCGCCUCCCCGCCUGCCCUUGCCCCCACAUCCUCAUCCCUAUCCCUUUCAGCAGGCGAUGCCGCGGGUCCUGUGCUAUCCCCAACAUACGUAUUUUUCCUCAGACCAGCCUUUCCAGUCGGAUCAGUUCUCUUCCAACUACUUCCAUUCAGAUGUCCCCUCCCCUACUCAGACAGGAUUUGCCUUUGAAGAUGACUUUAUGAUUGACCCUCAGCCCCCCGUGCUCCCUUUCCCGGUGCCCUAUCUGCGAGCCCCUGUGGUCCAUAGGGGUUUCCCCCGGUACUCGCCUCGCGGCCCCUAUGGGCCCUGGGGCCGGCAGCCGAGACCUCCCAGGAGACCGGCCCAUUCCCGCCCACAGCCAAGGCCUCAAUAGACCCUCCUCCUGUUCGUGGACGGGACAGAUCCUCUGACUAUCCCGAAACCGACUGACCUUGUUAACUUAAGCCUUUGGUCCGUGCUUGGACUUCUUUUCGUUCACUACUGUCACCGAUAAUGGCAGGGAAGGGCAAUCCCCUCCAUUUUUGUCGGCUCUGGCCUCUUUCUCUAUUCUCUGGGGGUGACCAAGCAUUUUUCCCGCCUCCCCACCCCCUAUCCUGUCUUUUUUGUAAACAGAAAAUAGAAAUAAAGAAGUUGUUUCAGGAAAGUAGUUGUGGGGUUUGGGUGUGUCUAUAUUUAAUGGUGCCUCUCCCUUCCAUUAAGAAGACAAAGCAAGGAUAGUAUCUGCUGUUUAUGGAAUCUACUUGAUAAACUACUCGAAGUGGAAUUUGUCUAACAUCGUUCUGAAGUCCUCCAUAAGAUGGACCUGAGUCCUUACCAGUAAACAGAAGAGCUUUAACUUUUUGCGAUCAUAUUUUCCAGAGAUUCUCAGAGUCAUCGAAUUUUAAAACUGGGAAAGCUAAAUAAAUAAUAUUUAAUUAACACAAACAAGGAAACAAGUUAAGAGAGGUGAGUGACUUGUCCUAGGUCGCACAAAAAUCCCUCUUCCACUAGUCUUUCCUAGUUUUACUAGUUUCUGACUGACAUGAACUUUCAAACCAUGGGGACCGAUUGAUACCACAGCAAUGUCACAUCAAGAAGGACAGUUUACCAAACAUGGUCUUUCUAAGAAAAUGAUGGUGAAAACAGCCAUAGCUCCAUAACUCCAGAAGCUCACUGGUUAGAUGUGCAAUGUAUGUAAAGUAACGUGCAUGG
Messenger RNA from Zalophus californianus (California sea lion), 3099 nucleotides. RefSeq names its product PC-esterase domain containing 1B (gene PCED1B). The coding region runs from base 1004 to 2281 and encodes 425 amino acids. The record is from RefSeq and is a predicted model, not a curated record. The transcript has 2 exons. NCBI's taxonomy places the organism in Eukaryota, Metazoa, Chordata, Mammalia, Carnivora, Otariidae.